Messenger RNA from Lontra canadensis (Northern American river otter), 1460 nucleotides. Its product is annotated as septin-10-like. The transcript has a single exon. Gene Ontology annotation, molecular function: GTPase activity; molecular adaptor activity; GTP binding. Gene Ontology annotation, cellular component: septin complex; cell division site; septin ring. Lineage: Eukaryota; Metazoa; Chordata; Mammalia; Carnivora; Mustelidae. Gene Ontology annotation, biological process: cytoskeleton-dependent cytokinesis. The record is from RefSeq and is a predicted model, not a curated record. Bases 35 to 1399 code for a protein of 454 amino acids.
UGCCCCCGCCUUCGUUCAGCUCUUGCUCGGGACCAUGACCUCUGAGGUGGCGCGGCACCUGCUCUUUCAGUCUCACAUGCCAACAAAAACAACCUCUCUGUCUUCACAAGUAUCUGAUGAUGAACAGAAACAAAAAAAAGAAAAUAUUCGUUCUUUAACUAUGUCUGGCCAUGUUGGUUUUGAGAGUUUGCCCGAUCAGCUGGUCAAUAGAUCCAUUCAGCAAGGCUUCUGUUUUAAUAUUCUCUGUGUGGGGGAGACUGGAAUUGGAAAAUCAACGCUGAUUGACACAUUGUUUAAUACUAAUUUUGAAGACCAUGAAUCCUCACAUUUUUACCCACAUGUUAAACUUAAAGCUCAGAUAUAUGAACUCCACGAAAGUAAUGUUCGAUUGAAAUUGACCAUUGUGAAUACAGUAGGAUUUGGUGACCAAAUAAACAAAGAAGAGAGCUACCAACCAAUAGUUGACUACAUAGAUGCUCAGUUUGAGGCCUAUCUCCAAGAGGAGCUGAAGAUCAAGCGCUCUCUCUUUAGCUACCACGAUUCUCGCAUCCACGUGUGUCUCUACUUCAUCUCCCCGACAGGUCACUCUCUGAAGACACUAGAUCUCUUAACAAUGAAGAGCCUUGACAGCAAGGUGAACAUUAUACCAGUGAUUGCCAAAGCAGAUGCAAUUUCUAAAGCUGAAUUACAGAAGUUUAAGAUCAAGCUCAUGAGUGAAUUGGUUAGCAGCGGCGUCCAGAUAUAUCAGUUUCCAACAGAUGAUGAAACUAUUGCUAAAAUCAAUGCUUCAAUGAAUGGACAUUUGCCAUUUGCUGUUGUAGGAAGUAUGGAUGAGGUAAAAGUUGGAAAUAAGAUGGUCAAAGCUCGCCAGUACCCGUGGGGUGUUGUACAAGUGGAAAAUGAAAACCACUGUGAUUUUGUAAAGCUCCGGGAAAUGCUCAUUUGUACAAACAUGGAAGAUCUGCGAGAACAGACCCACACUAGGCAUUAUGAACUUUACAGGCGUUGCAAACUGGAGGAAAUGGGCUUUACAGAUGUGGGCCCAGAGAAUAAGCCGCUCAGUCUUCAAGAGACCUAUGAAGCUAAAAGACAUGAAUUUUAUGGAGAACGUCAGAGGAAGGAAGAAGAAAUGAAGCAGAUGUUUGUGCAGAGAGUAAAGGAGAAAGAAGCCAUAUUGAAAGAAGCUGAAAGAGAGCUACAGGCCAAAUUUGAGCACCUUAAAAGAGUUCACCAAGAAGAGAGAAUGAAGCUUGAAGAGAAAAGAAGACUCUUGGAAGAAGAAAUAAUAGCUUUUUCAAAGAAGAAAGCUACCUCGGAGAUAUACCAGAACCAGUCCUACCUGGCAUCAGGCAGCAACCUGAAGAAGGACAAGGACCGUAAGAACUCCAAUUUUAUGUAAAACAAAGGUUCCAGAUCACAGAAGGUCAUCACAAGCAAAAGUUAUUAAAAUGUUAGAAGUA